AUGGAGCUCUUGCGCCACAGUCUGCCGUCAGAUGUGUAUUCUGAAAUUCGAGGGGCAAUGCCACCUGUGGACGAAUGGAAAUCCUUUCGUUUUGGUCCAGAUAUGACGUCUGCUGCAACCAUGGCAGAAGUCAUUCACCCUGUCGAUAGACCUUUACAUGCUCAUACAGAUUCCAAUGGGAUCCUUUUGGAAGACGGAAAAGAACCGGCUUUUGGAAAUGGGGAGGUAUUGGAACUUAGCGAUUGUUCUGUUGGGCAUCUUGCACAACACACAUUCUGCCGAAUACUGCACGAUGCUGCUGCAGAGAACUGUCAAAGCAAUAGUCAAAAUAGCAAUCUCUUGUACAGUGAUGAGGUCACUCACGCCGACUGGCAAACCGACGAUGGUUCAUGGAGGAUUCGCACAAAACAAGGAAAAGAGUUUCAUACUCCUGUUGUCCUUGCCGCCGAUGGUGCCAAAUCUUGGUGGCGGAACCUUCUUAACAUUCCGAUGCAUGGGGAAACAACAAUCCAGCAUUUGAUCAACGUCCACUUUACAUUAACCUCGGAAGAAGAUCCUUUUCCACCAGCCAUGUUGUACACCAUAUUCUCUCCACAAGUUCUGGCCAUGGUCGUACGACAUUCACCCAAGGAGUAUGUAAUGCAGAUUCCAUAUUUCCAUCCCUAUCAGACAUUGAAAGAGAAUUUUACUGCGUCAAAGGUGCAUGAGAUGGUGACAGCAGCCAUGGGAGGCUCCCAUGAUUUCGAAAUUCAAAGUAUCGGACCGUGGAGCAUGGGGUCGUUGGUUGCGGAGGAGUACUUUCGACAGAACGUUUUCUUGGUGGGUGAUGCUGCGCAUGUUUUUCCACCUGCCGGUGGCUUUGGAAUGAAUACUGGACUUCAGGAUGCACACAAUCUAGCUUGGAGAUUGGCACUCAAGAAGCACCAAGACGGCAACACCAGCAAUAAUUUGAAGAAGAUUGGCCAAUCCUAUCAGAACGAACGCCAAGAGGUUGCUAGUCGGAAUGCUGCCCUUAGUGUGCGGAACUAUGAGAGAGUAUUGGAUGUGAUGAAUUCCUGCUAUCUGAAUCACCAACACCCAAAGGUACUCAUUCAAGGGCUAGAUGCAUCUUCUUUCUUUGUUCCCAUGCAAGUCCGACAAAAAACGUUUCAAAUGGCACUAGAGACUGCACUGUGGCCAUUGGGCCAACUUAAGAGUUCAUUCGAUGGAGUUUUCUCGCGACAUGUGACGAAGAACCUUCGAUCUCUUCUCAAGUUGGGACAGGGGCUGCCGCUUCUUUUCCCCAACCACGAGAUUGGAUUUCGAUAUGGUGACCCUGAAGAAGCUUUGAUCGAUGAAACCAGUGACACUUUGGCCAAUCUACCGAAGAUCGCCAUAGGAGGAUUAUUCCCGCAUAUGCCUGUUGUGGUCGAUGGAAGUGCAAAGUCAGCAUUCCCUAGGCUCUGCGAACUUGGAGAAAAUACUAUUACAACAAGGGAUUUGCCAGCACAACUAGCAAAUGAUGAAUGCCCGUGCCCCUUUUGCCUCGUUCGCAUAUCAUCCUCUUCGAGUGGAGAAGGAAUUCAAGCGGAAGAUUUGCUGACAGUAUUACAAAGCGAGCUAGGAAUUUACAUUCGCCAAGUCAAUUUGAAAGUGGCAAUCGGCGAAUCAAUAGAAUGCAGUACUUCUGAAAGAACUUGCUUGAAUCUACACUUGAAGGAAAACGAUUGGUAUGGUUUGGGCGAUAACGAGAAAGAAACAUGGGUGAUGAUUCGACCUGAUGGGCAUAUUGCUAGUAUCAUGCACAAAGGCGACAAUUUCACUGAGUUGGUGGAGCAGCUCAUUACUGAAACACAACAGCAUAUAUGA
This is a messenger RNA of Cylindrotheca closterium, 1848 nucleotides long. Lineage: Eukaryota; Bacillariophyta; Bacillariophyceae; Bacillariales; Bacillariaceae. The record is from the annotation of a GenBank genome assembly.